CAGGCAGCGGGGCCGGGGCCGCUUCCCUGCGGGCUGGGGGACGCGGGAGCUGCGUUUCCCGGCUGGAUGCGGCCGCCGGCAGCCGGGCGCGGCGUGACUCCUUGCGGGCUGCCCGCGUGCGCGCGGCGCGCCGCUCGCCUCGCACUCCCGGCACGAGCCGCCGAGCCCCGAACGGCGGCGCUGAGCGGAGCUGUCAGCCCCGGAGCGCUGUGGUGGUGCCUGCUGUCCGGGCGCUAUGCAUUCGGCCCCUGCCUGCCUGCAUGCACUGCUCGCCGCCGCGCUCAUCGCCGCCAGCAGCUCAGACUUGACUCCCCGCUUUACUUCUGAGCCCGUCUCUGCCGUCCAGAAGCCCGGUGGCCCCGUGGUGCUGCACUGCUCCGCUGAGCCCCCGACAGCUGGCAUCUCCUGGCUGCUGGAUGGAGAGCCGCUGGGCAGCGGGCUGCCAGGGGUGCAAAUCCAGCACGGGUCUCUGAGCAUCGCCUCCCUGAGCACGGCGACGGCUGGCCGCUAUCAGUGCGUGGCCAGCAGCAGCGCGGGCGCAGUUCUGAGCAGGGCUGCGGUGGUGUCCAUGGGCAGUUUGGCUCACUUCGCCCCAUCGCCGACACCCGUCGUUGUGGCAGAGGAAGGAGGAACGGCGCUCAUUGGCUGCGCGGUGCCGCAGAGCAACCCCAGAGCUCAGAUCCGCUUCCGAGCGCGAGGGAAGUGGCUGCAGCCCACAGGUGAGGAGCAGCGCCCAGCGGCGGCCGUGGGGCUUUAUGGAAGGGACUCCGAUGCUGCAAAUAAGUACCUAAUUCUCCCGUCGGGAAACCUGCAGAUCCUCAAUGUGUCCAUGGAGGACAGGGGGUCCUACAGGUGUGCUGCUUACAACCCCGUCACUCACGACCUCAGAAUAGAACCCACCGGGAGGAAGCUCGUCGUCACACGUUCCUCCGCCGCACAGCCCCGCAUUCUGCACCCCCGGCAGCCGCAGGCGCUGGCCGUGCCGCAGCGCAGCCCGCUGACCCUGGAGUGCGUGGCUGCAGGGCUGCCUGCGGCCGCCGUGCGAUGGCAGAGGGACGGCCGGGACGCGCUGCGCGGGGGCAGGUGGGCCCUGCAGCACUCCCACCUGGUGACGGAGGGGCUGCAGCCCGAGGACUCUGGGAACUACUCGUGCGUGGUGGGGAACGGGCUGGGGGAGGUGACGUACGUCAACUACUCGCUCACCGUGCUCGAACCUGUCUCGAUUUCCAAAGGACUGCAAGAUGAGACUGUGGCCAUCGGCACGACGGUGUCUUUGCGGUGCGCUGCCCACGGGAGCCCCGCUCCAGCCCUCACCUGGCUGCACAACGCUGCACCCCUCCGUGCUUCCCCGCGGCAUUUCCUGCAGGGGAGCAGCCUGCAGAUCCGUGGUGUCACCGUGCAGGACUCCGGUGUGUACCAGUGCGUCGCAGAUAACGGCGUUGGCUUUGCGCAGUCGGCCGGGAGGCUUCACGUGCAGGCAGGAGUCGGCCCGAAAGCAGAAGAAAUGGCUCUCACAGAGACUGCCCAGAGUGAUGAAAGCCGCAGAGAUUCUGGUGUGGAAGCAGCGUUUCCCAGCUCAGCUCCACCAAAGCUGCCUUUGGACACGGCUGCAACAGACAAACCGUGGGGCAGCAUCUCCCCCCCCGAGGCGCCCAUCAUCCUCAGCCCCCCACAGACGCUCAGCCCAGAUGUCUACACCUUGCUGUGGCGGUCGGGGCGGGACGGCGGCCUGCCCAUCAAUGCCUACUUUGUGAAGUACCGCAAGCUGGAUGACGCUGUGAGCACAGCUGGCGGGUGGCACACCGUGCGCGUCCCGGGCAGCGAGAACGAGCUGCGGCUCAGCGAGUUGGAGCCCUCCAGCCUCUACGAAGUGCUGAUGGUGGCCAGGAGCGCUGCCGGCGAAGGCCAGCCUGCCAUGCUGACAUUCCGCACCAGCAAAGAAAGAACGUCAUCCUCAAAAAACACGCAGGCUCCGUCCCCGCCGGCGGGCAUCCCAAAGCACCCCGUUGUCCACGAAGAGACCAACAGUUUUGGAGUGGUGCUCCCCGACGCAUCUCGGCACAGCGGAGUUCCAGAGGCUCCCGACCGUCCCACCAUCUCCACCGCAUCCGAAUCCUCCGUCUACGUCACCUGGAUCCCCAGAGCAAACGGCGGCUCUCCCAUCACAGCCUUCAAGGUGGAGUACAGGCGGGUGGGCCGGAGCGGCGACUGGCUGAUUGCAGCCGACAGCAUCUCUCCUUCCAAGCUGUCCGUGGAGGUCCGCAGUUUGGAGCCAGGAGAGAUGUAUAAGUUCCGUGUGAUCGCUGUGAACAACUACGGGGAGAGCCCCCGCAGCGCCGCGUCCCGCCCCUACCAGGUCGCAGGCUUCACCCACCGCUUCUCCAGCCGCCCCAUCGCCGGGCCCCACAUUGCUUACACUGAAGCCAUCAGUGACACCCAGAUCAUGUUGAAGUGGACGUACAUCACAUCGAGCAACAACAACACCCCCAUCCAAGGGUUUUACAUCUAUUACCGGCCCACGGACAGCGACAACGACAGCGACUACAAGAGGGAUGUUGUGGAAGGCACAAAGCAGUGGCACCUGAUAAACCACCUGCAGCCAGAAACCUCGUACGACAUAAAAAUGCAGUGCUACAACGAAGGUGGUGAAAGCGAGUACAGCAACGUGAUGAUCUGCGAGACGAAGGUGAAGCGCAUGCCAGGAGUGUCUGAAUACCCAGCGAAGGAGCUGAGCACCCCACCCAGCCCCCCCGAGCGGGCGGGGGGCAGCGGGGGUCCAUCCUCCGGCCCGGUGCGGAGCAGUGAUAUGCUGUACCUGAUCGUGGGCUGCGUGCUGGGCGUGAUGGUCCUCAUCCUGAUCGUUUUCAUCGCCAUGUGUCUGUGGAAGAACCGCCAGCAGAACGCCAUGCAGAAGUACGACCCUCCUGGCUAUCUGUACCAAGGGGCGGAGAUCAGCGGGCAGGUGAUCAAAUACACGACGCUGCCCGGCACGAGCCGCGUCAACGGCAGCGUCCACGGCAGCUUCAUCGGCAGCAGCGCUGGCAGCGGCUGCCCGCACCACCACAAGGCGGGCGGGGGGCUGGACGUGGCUGUGAGCCGAGCGGUCGGGCUGCACGGCGGCUCCCUGCCCGGCGCCCACCUGGACUGCGAGCGCGCCCACCGCCUGCUGAACGGCGGGGGGCUGCACGCAGCACUGCCCCAGGCGGAACCAGAGUGCAUCAGCUGCAGGAACUGCCGCAACAACAACAGUGUGCGUCCAAAGGAGCUGAGCUGGAGUUCAGCCGUUCCCAAAGGCUGAAAACUUGCAUGCUUCAUCUUUGUGGUUUUACCUCUGAAAAUAGAGCUCAAAAUGGCAUCGAAAUGCUUCAUCCUCCCAUUACAGACAUGCAGGGAUCGAGGUCACCCUGGGGCUGUCCCAGAGCCGUGGUGCUGUGAGCUGGGGGACGCAGUGGCACAGAGGGGGGCUGUGGUGGCCUCAGGGUGGGGAGGGGCUGCGCUGAGCAGAGCUGUGACACCAAUGGGGAUGGAGCGGCCAUCACUGCAAACCGGCUGCAGCAAUGGCAGUGACUGGGAUGUGUGCAACUGGCUGUCGUUUGGAACGGUUGUAUGUGCUACGCUGUAAUUAAUAGCCUGUUUCCCAGUUUUAAGCAUAUUUACAUUCUUAAUUACUCUUUUUUCUUAAGAAAAAGGAGAGAAUGAGUUCCAUCCCACGCGACUGUGAUGUUCCUCCAGCAAUGGCUGAACUUUGACUUCUCAGCCCUGCUCUGUGUGACACAAACGACAAAGUGUCCCCUCCAGCUGCAGCCCCGGAGGGAUGGGGCACAGAGGGCACAUGGGGGGCAGCGGGGUGGGUCUGGCUUUGCCUCGGUGUUGUUGGAGGUUGGGCAUGCAGUGACCUUUUAAAUCCGAGCACGCUUUAGAGCUGGUGAGCACGGACCGUGGAGGGGUUCAGUGUUACAGCGAUGGAAUCCUCUGCUCUUUGGUUCUUGCUCGUGGAGCUCUGCCAGAGGAGGGGGCUGCCGGGCUGUGGGCGCCCACUUUGCGGUGGUGGACAAAGCCGGGGAGACGAGCGUGGUUUGUGCUGAUUGCGUCGGGGUUCAAAGCAGAUUUCUUUUUGUUGCGGAUCUCUGGUGCUUUUGCUCUGAUGCUCCCUGGGUCCUCGAUGGUUCCGAGGCGUUCUGCUCCUGUCGGUUCCCUUUGGCACGCGCUGUGUUCCAUCAGAGAUCUGCACACACAUCCCGAGCAGCGGCCCUUCGGGUUGGAGGGCUGUGCACGAUGGCUGGUAGGAUUGUAGUGCUGAGAAUGGAUGCAAGGCGUGUUUUCUGCAGCAGAGAUUUUCCAUUGCUGCUCCCUCUGGGCACGCCCAUGGCCAGUUUCCGUCAGAAUGUGGUUUUUAAGCUAAAAAAGCUGACCUGCUGUCUUGGAGCUCCAUUCAAGCCAGUGGAGUAAUACAAAGCGCUGCACUGACCUCUGUGUCUUUAAAAAGAAAGUCCCAUAAACAUGCAAACCAAACAUCUUAAAUGGGUUUCUCUAAGAAUUCUUUAAAUAAUGAGUGAGUGUAGUCAAAACCUCUGUGGAAAGAAAUGCAAACUAAUAAAUGGAUUUGUUUGAAGCCCAGAUGUGUUUCAUGUGGAUUCUUCAGUGGCUUUUGUGGUAUUUUGGUACUUGGAAUAAUGAUCUGGAGGCGGCUCAGGGCGGAAGGACGGAGCGGGGAGCGGGGAGAGCCAUGCAGGAGCUCCAUCCCGCCCCGACGGCACUGCGGGGUCAGUGGGCACAGCAGGACGGCCGGGGGCUCUUUGCAGCCUUCGUGGCCCUGUGCUGGCUGCAGGUGGGCGCCGUCGCUUCAGCUUAUGUGGGGGGAAGAAGCACUCUGGAAAGGGAUCCUCCCAGCAGUUGUAGGGUAAGCAUGCAGGGUCGCACACGGUGAGGGCUCGGAGCCCACGUGGGCUGUGUGGGUGCCAGCUCUGAGCACCAGCACCUGGGCAGUGCAGUAAGCAGCCGUAAGCAGCAAUGUGUGCUGAGAUGGAAGGGCUCAUCGCCGGGAGCAGGGCAGGCGACUGUUCCAUUUAGGCUUGGCAGCAAAGAAAUGCUCUGAGUUGUGUCCGUUUGGCACAAGGGCUUAUAAUCUGUGCGUGGAGUUGGGAGCCUGUUCAGCUUCCCUUCAGUGCCUGGGAGUCAUGCUGGGCUCACACGUAACACAGAGCUGUGCUCCGUCCGUGGGGCAGUGCUGGAGGCAGUGCUGGGGUCGGGUGGAUGGGUGCAAGAACUGCAGGCAGGUGAGAAGGGCACGGUGACAGCACUGCACUGCAUGCCGGGCUCCUUGCUUCCGCACUCCCUGCGUACCCAUCCAGGGAGCGCACUGGGGGUGCUUUCCUGGUCUAUGGCAGCUAUACAAGUGAACCUUUUACUUCUGUGGUAAUUAUGGUUUUCUAUAAAACCACUGUGAAGUGUGAUUUUGGGCUGUCGUGCAUAGGAUUUGCUUGUAUAAAUGUUCGCUGCGUCCACAUUGUUAGUGGAGCUGCAGACACUGCAGGCAUUUUCCCUGCCUGCUGCAGUGGCGUGGUGUCCGUUAAGGAAUCGAGCUGCUUUCUGAGGAAGGUUAAAUACCUUGGCUAUUACAGUUCAUUUCGCAGCCUGACUCUGAUUUCACAGCCCUGUGUGUCUCACGGGGUCGCGAUCUGAGCUGCACCGCGCGGGAUUUUGCCUUUAUAGUGCUGAAUGUAUUUUUGUAGUUUGCGUCCACUCUGAUAACACUUCAGCAUUUGUUUUCCAAGGCACUUUGGUUUGUUGCUUGGGUUUCAAACCUGAGCUCUUUCUGUUGGCGGUGAAAGGCCGCCGUGUGGGGCUGCCCUGGUGGAGACCUGCAAGUCAAUGGUCGGGUCACAGCGGACAGGGGAAGCAACUGAGCAAAUGUUUGCAGUGUUUCCAGCUGUCUGUUGGGAGAAGAAACGCUUGAUCCUUCUCUUCAUGUUAGGAUUGAUCCAAAAAUACAUUCAGAACUCACUUGGCAAGAACUCUACAGUAAAUAACACAUGGUGAAGUACUUAAAAGUCACAGUUUCUCAUGCUAAGUUGAGUGGUAGAAAGGGAAAAUGUGCAGAUGAUCAGGGCUCACAGCAACUCCUGGUAUCCCACUCAUGUUGGAUAUGAGGAACAAUCUCUCCUCCAAAGAGCAGCGCUGCACUGCACAGCUGCCCAGGGAAAGGAAGUCACCAUCCUGGGGCGUCGCAGAGCCGUGGGGAUGUGGCACUGAGGGUUGUGGGCAGUGGGCACGGGGGGUGGGUUGGACUUUGUGAUCUGGGAGGUCUGUUCCUACCUUAAUACUCUGUGGUUGU
Messenger RNA from Lagopus muta (rock ptarmigan), 6334 nucleotides. RefSeq names its product cell adhesion associated, oncogene regulated (gene CDON). The record is from RefSeq and is a predicted model, not a curated record. The transcript is spliced from 18 exons. Lineage: Eukaryota; Metazoa; Chordata; Aves; Galliformes; Phasianidae. The coding region runs from base 236 to 3298 and encodes 1020 amino acids. Gene Ontology annotation, molecular function: protein binding. Gene Ontology annotation, cellular component: plasma membrane; axon. Gene Ontology annotation, biological process: axon guidance; nervous system development; cell-cell adhesion.